Molecule: messenger RNA, 1497 nt
Organism: Colletotrichum graminicola M1.001
Lineage: Eukaryota; Fungi; Ascomycota; Sordariomycetes; Glomerellales; Glomerellaceae
Product: major facilitator superfamily transporter
Exons: 11
Coding region: 1-1497 (498 amino acids)
Biological process (GO): transmembrane transport
Cellular component (GO): membrane
Molecular function (GO): transmembrane transporter activity
Source: RefSeq, a predicted model, not a curated record
AUGAAUUUUGGCAACCUUGCCUUCACGGCACGCCAUGAGCGGACACCAGAGGAGAAGAGCCUUGUCCGAAGGUUGGACAUCUUCCUGAUGACAUUCGGGUGCGUUUCCCAGGUUAUCAAGUACCUCGAUCAAACGAACAUCAACAACGCCUACGUCUCUGGUAUGAAAGAGGAUCUGAAUCUUUAUGGAAAUGAAUUGAACUACUUCACGACGUACUUCAACAUCGCUUACUGCAUCAUGCUCAUCCCCUCGCAAAUUAUUCUAACCUACGUACGCCCGAGCUAUUGGCUGUCUGGUCUCGAAGUCUGUUGGGGCAUCAUCACGGGCAUGUUCGCUCUCGUCAAGAACGCGCAACAGGUCUACGUGCUCCGCGUCCUUAUCGGUCUCUGUGAGAGCAGCGCAUGGCCGGGUAUGAUGACGCUGUUGAUGUACUGGUACACCCCUUCAGAGCUUGCUAAGCGUAUGGGGUUCUACCACUCGUGCCAAGCUGUCGGGUCGAUGAUGUCUGGCGCGUUGCAGGUUGCGAUUCGGAGCUCCAUGCAUGGAUUACACGGACUGCCCGGUUGGCGCUGGUUGUUUAUCGUUAAUGCGAUAAUGACGAUUGUCGUCGGUGCUUUGGGUUUCGUAUUGCUGCCCGACACCCCUAACAACCCCAACCCAAGAGCGUUCUGGUUCAAGAAGGGACACGCCCAGCUUGCUAUGGAGCGACUGGAACGUCACGGCAAGGCAGAGCCGAAGAAGAUGACCUGGACCGCUGCGAAGCGCGCAUUCAAGAGUUGGGUCAUCUAUUUCAUUCCCAUCUUGUACAUCGCCACGGUACUCGAGUCGUACGGCAACAACUACUUCGGCCUGUUUUUGAAGAGCCUGAAGAACCCCGACGGAAGCCCCAGAUGGUCGACUUCGGAGGUAAACGCCAUCCCUAUUGGGGGAAGUGCGAUUAAUGUGGUCUUCGUCUGGAUCUGGGCAAUUCUAUCCGAUCUUUUCAUGACGAGAUGGACUUUGAUCGUCGCCCAGGGCGUGAUCGGCGUCGCCGUCUGCAUCGCCAUGAGCGUCUGGUCCGCGCACCCCACCACAACACCCCUCGGUGUAGCAUACGCAUCCAACUUCAUCAUUUUUACAGCAAUGGGUACGGCUCCGUUGAUCUUUGCGUGGCUGGCCGACAUCCUGCCUCAUGACUCCGAGGCAAGGACACUGAUCGUCGGCGUGUCCAUUGCGGGCUACUACGCAAUCUCGGCUUGGUCGCAAGUCCUGGUCUGGCCGGCAAUCCAGGCCCCGUACUACAAAUACGCGUGGCAGUCGGCCAUUGCCAUCGGCGUUCUCGUCAUCGCCAUGACAUGUGUGCUUCGCUAUAUUGAUGUCAAAUACCUUGGGCCGAAGAGGGAGAUGUACAGAGCUACAAUAAUUGAAACGGCGGCCAAAGAUGACGGCGAGCUGGCAGGAAGCGCCCAAGAUAUUGCCGAUGGAAAGGUGAAGUCCACGGCGGUAGUGCCGGUCUGA